GGCGGCGGCCGCGGCUUUGUCUGCGCCCAGCGCCUGAGCGCGGCCCCGGCCCGGGCGGCCGCUCCGCUCCGAGCAGCGGCGGCGGAGUCAUGACCGCAGAGCCCGUGAGUGAAAGCAAGUUGAACACAUUGGUACAGAAACUACAUGACUUCUUGGCUCACUCGUCAGAAGAGUCUGAGGACGCAAACUCUCCUCCAGCAGUAUCUAAAAACAAAAGCAUAGGUAAAAGCAGAGAACCUAAAGGAAGUCCAGCUUCAAUGGAGAACAACAGAGAUGAGGGCAGUAGUUCUUCAGAAAGAACCAAAUCCUUAGGAUUAUCCCGUUCCAAAAGGAAACCUACAGUUGUAACAAAAUAUGUUGGGUCAGAUGACGAACAAAUUGUAGAUGAAACUGUAAAUGAAGAUGUUUCCAAUGAGAACUCAGAAAACGAUGUAGAUAUGCAAAGCUUGCCUAAAGGUACAGUGGUUGUACAGCCUGAGCCAGUGCUGAAUGAAGACAAAGAUGAUUUUAAAGGGCCUGAAUUUAGAAGCAGGAAUACCGUUAAAAUGAAACCUGAAGCUCCCAAAAAGCGUGGAGAGGAAGGACUACAUGGAAUUGUAAGCUGUACAGCUUGUGGGCAACAGGUGAACCAUUUUCAAAAGGAUUCAAUCUACAGACAUCCUACACUGAAAGUUCUUAUUUGUAAGACGUGCUACAAGUAUUACAUGAGCGAUGACAUCAGCCGGGAUUCCGAUGGGAUGGAUGAACAGUGCAGGUGGUGUGCUGAAGGUGGAAAUUUGAUUUGCUGUGACUUUUGCCAUAACGCCUUCUGUAAAAAGUGCAUUUUGCGCAACCUGGGUCGAAAGGAGCUCUCGACUAUCCUGGAUGAAAAUAACCAGUGGCACUGCUAUAUUUGCCAUCCAGAGCCUUUAUUGGACUUGGUCACUGCCUGUGACAGUGUCUUUGAAAAUUUAGAACAGUUACUUCAACAAAACAAAAAAAAGAUCAAAGUUGAAAGUGAAAAAAGUAAAAUAUACGACCACACAGUCAAGUUUUCUCCAAAGAGAAAUAGUGCAAACUGUAAUGGUGAAGAAAAAAAACUAGAUAAUUCAUAUUCAGGUUCACUAACAUAUUCUUAUAAAGCACUAAUGGUGCCAAAAGACUUGCUUAAGAAAACAAAAAAGCUGGUUGAAACUACAACAAAUCUCAAUUCUAGCUUUGUAAGCUUUUUGAAAAACGCUGCAGAAAAUGUAGAAAUAAGCCCAACUGUGCAACUGUGUCAGCUGAAGGCUUUUAAAUCUGUGCUGAGUGACAUGAAAAAAGCUCAUCUGGCACUAGAAGAAGGUCUGAACCUGGAGAUUCAAGCAUUGAAUGUUAAAAUCAAAGACAAAAAUACCAAAGAGAAAAAAACUGAGGUUAGAUCUGAAAAAAAUGAGGUGAAAAAAGAUGAAGGAAAGGAACAUGUGGCAUUAAAAGAGGAUGACACUCUACAGACGCCGAAAAAGGUUGUAUCAGAACAGCCUGACAGUGAGCCCAUGGAUCAAAGUGUUCCCACAGUGGAACAGACUGAUAACAAACCUACUUCUGGGGAAGAGAAAAAGUCUGGCAGAAAUGAAGAACCUCAGUAUGAACCGAACAGUACAGAGGCCUUGGACAUGGAUAUAGUGUCCAUUCCCUCAUCUGUUCCUGAGGACAUUUUUGAGACUCUAGAAUCUGCUAUGGAGAUUCAGAUGCCAUCAGAUGAGCAGGAGAGUGGAAAUACAGGAACAGAUCAUGAGGCUCUAAAUUCAAAUACAAAAUUGAACGCUCCUGUGAAAGAUGCCAAAGGUAGCACCAAGUUAAAAUCAUCGGCUAAAGGAACAAAAGAAUUGGUUGUAAAAUUGACUCCUGUUUCCCUCUCGGAGGCUACAGUUAAAGCUGAAGAUCGAGACAACAGAUUAGAAAAGGAAAAUAAAAGUGUUGAUGCAAAACCUAAAGCAGAAAACUGUGAUCCUGCGAAACAAAAUCACAGUGCUGGCAGUGAACCCUCCCCGGAGAACGAGGCCGUGCCUGUGGAGGAGUCUGAUCUCCGGAGGUCCCCGCGCGUGAAAACCACCCCGCUGAGGCGCCCCACGGACAUGAGCCCUCUGACAUCCAACUCGGAGGAGGAGAGCAACGACAUGAGCAGUGAGAAACGCAAGGGAAAACCAGCCAAACAGCCCCAGAGGAAAAACGACAAGAGAAAUCCUUCUGACAGUGCUGCUGAUGGCCCCAGCCCCGAUAACCUCUCUGAAUCCAAGAAGCCAUGUGUUGUGGAUCAGAGCUCGGAUUCUGAUGAGAUGCCAGCUGUUCUUAAAGAGGCAGGAAUGAUGAGUCGCAGCUCCUCGGACAUUGACAGCAAUAGUGAAGCGCCAGCAAAUGAUCAGAAGACUUCAGGUUUUCAGAAGAAUCAACCGGUAAAGGACGAAAAUGGAAAACGAAAAAGAAAAAGUUCCAGUUCUGGUUCAGAUUUAGAUGCUAAAAGAGGCAAAUCAGCUAAAAACGCCGCCACCGCUAAAAAGAAGCGACAAAACUAUUCGGAUUCUUCAAACUAUGAUUCUGAGUUAGAAAAAGAGAUAAAAAUGUUGAGUAAAAUUGAGGCUGCAAAAAAGCCGAAGAAAAAAUAUUCACAAAAAGAGGAUAGUUACGAUUCCUCUGAAGAAGAGCAGAGGAAGAAAGUAAGCAGUAAAAGAAAGGUAAAUCGGAAGAAAAAGAAAGGUAAAUCUUCUGAAGAUGAUGAUGAUGUUGAAAAGUCUUCCCCAGAGAAGGAAAUGAACCAUUCUUCUAAAGAUAAAAAAGUGGGUAGGAGGUCGUCUGCUAAGGAGAAGAUAAACAGGGACUCAAAAGAAAAAUCCACAAAGGGCAAACAUGAUGAGUAUUCUGAUGUUGAGAAGUCUUCACUGGAGAAAGAGGAAAGUGCUCCUGAAGGUAACAAAAACAAGGAUUUGAAAAAGAAAAAGGCACAAGAAGAUUCUUCUUCAGAGAGUACUGAGAAAUCUGCAAAGAAAGAGCACAAGUUUGAGUCUUCAAAGGACAGACUCAAGAACAAGAAAGGAUCAGAAAACAAAGCGAAGAAAUCUGAAAAAUUGAAAAAGAAAAGUUUCAAGAAAGAGCAAGAUGAUUCCUCAUCUGAUGGUGAGAAGUCCUCUCCAGAGAAAGGAAGUUGCAAUUCUUCUGAAAACGACAAAAUUAAAAAGGAACCUGUAUUUACAGAAAAGAGGAAUUUGAGAGAGAGAGUAGCUAAAAGAGUACACAUUGAUUUAUCCUCUGAUACUGAGAAAUCUCCCCAAAAAGAGGAGAGUUCUUCUGAGGAUGCCACGCAGCGUAAAAAACGAACUGAAACUAAAGAGAAGAAAAAAAUAAGUCACAAAAAGAAAAUUUCCAAAAAGGAACAGAAUGAUUCAUCCUCUUCUGAUGAGGAGUCUUAUGAAGACAGUAAGAAAAAGACUAAAAGAGGGUCAAUGAAAGAAAGUAAAAGGAGUAGCUUAAAAAAGAAAGUGUCAAAAAAGAAGGUGGUUGUCACUUCCUCUUCCUCAUCGGAUAAGGAGGAAAACGAUGAGCAGAAUUCCAGCGGCGAUGGAAGCAGCGACGAGCAGAAGAUCAGGCCAGUGACUGAGAGCUUGAUGCUGUCUGCUGGUGCAGGAUUCUGUCAGUCAUCAGGAGAUGAGGGAGAGGCUCUAUCAAGGACUAUUCCAAUGGAGGAGGAGGAAGAUGAUGAUGAUGACGACCCUGAGAAUAGAAUUGCCAAGAAAAUGCUUUUAGAAGAAAUCAAAGCCAAUCUUUCCUCUGAUGAGGAUACAUCUUCAGAUGAAGAGCCGGAGGAAGGAAAAAAGAAACCUGCAAAGCAGACUGAGAACACUGGAGAUGAUGGAGAGAAUGAAAAGGAAGAUAACAAGUCUGUAAAGGAAGAAAGUAACUCUGAAUCGGAUUCAGAGGAAGAAGAAUCAUCCAAGAAGCCCAGAUACAGACACAGGCUGCUGAGGCACAAGCUCACCAUGAGUGAUGGGGAAUCUGGUGAAGACAAAAAGGUGGUGAAACCAAAAGACAAAAAAGAAGGGGGGAAGCGUAGAAAUAGAAGGAAAGUGAGCAGCGACGAUUCCAAUGACUCCGAGUUCCACGAGUCUGCAGUGAGCGAAGAAAUCAGUGAGUCUGAAGAUGACCAACGUCCAAGGACAAGAUCUGCCAAGAAAGCUGAGGCAGAAGAAAACCAGCGCAGUUACAAACAGAAGAAGAAACGAAGGCGAAUAAGGGUUCAAGAGGAUUCAUCAAGUGAGAAUGACAAUAAGAGUAAUUCUGAGAAUGAGGACAAUGAUGAUUCAAAAUCUCCUGGAAAAGGCAGGAAGAAAAUAAGGAAAAUUAUUAAAGACGAUAAGCUUAGAACAGAAACCCAGAAUGCACUUAAAGAAGAAGAAGAAAGAAGAAAACGUAUAGCAGAGAGAGAACGGGAGAGAGACAAAUUGAGAGAGGUGAUAGAGAUAGAAGAUGCUUCACCUCUGAAAUGUCCCAUUACAACUAAGCUGGUUUUAGAUGAAGAUGAGGAAACCAAAGAACCAUUGGUGCAGGUUCACAGGAGUAUAGUUACCAGACUGAAACCACACCAAGUAGAUGGUGUUCAGUUCAUGUGGGAUUGCUGUUGUGAAUCUGUAAAAAAAACAAAGACAUCUCCUGGUUCUGGAUGCAUUCUUGCCCACUGUAUGGGCCUGGGGAAAACGUUACAGGUGGUAAGUUUUCUCCACACAGUCUUGCUGUGUGACAAGCUGGAUUUUCGGACAGCUCUGGUUGUGUGUCCACUGAACACUGCCUUGAACUGGCUGAAUGAGUUUGAAAAAUGGCAAGAAGGUUUAGAAGAUGAGGAAAGACUAGAGGUCUGUGAGCUGGCAACCGUGAAGCGCCCCCAGGAGAGGAGCUACAUGCUGCAGCACUGGCAGGACGAGGGCGGGGUGAUGAUCAUCGGCUACGAGAUGUAUCGAAACCUGGCCCAGGGCAGGAAUGUGAAGAGUAGGAAACUUAAAGAAAUAUUCAAUAAAGCAUUAGUCGAUCCAGGUCCUGACUUUGUGGUUUGUGAUGAAGGACACAUUCUGAAGAACGAAGCAUCUGCUGUCUCCAAGGCAAUGAAUUCUAUUCGGUCUAGGAGAAGAAUAAUUCUUACAGGAACCCCACUGCAAAAUAAUCUUAUAGAAUAUCACUGCAUGGUUAACUUUAUUAAGGAGAAUUUACUUGGUUCAAUUAAGGAGUUCCGGAAUCGGUUCAUUAACCCGAUCCAGAACGGGCAGUGCGCAGACUCCACUCUGGCAGACGUCAGAGUGAUGAAGAAACGUGCACACAUCCUCUAUGAGAUGUUGGCUGGAUGUGUUCAGAGGAAAGAUUACACAGCAUUAACAAAAUUCCUCCCUCCGAAAUAUGAGUAUGUUCUGGAGGUUCGGAUGACUCCUAUUCAGUGCAAACUGUACCAGUACUACUUGGAUCAUCUCACAGGUGUAGGUGGUGGCAAUGAAGGUGGAAGAGGCAAAGCUGGAGCUAAACUAUUCCAGGAUUUCCAGAUGUUGAGCAGAAUCUGGACUCACCCUUGGUGUUUGCAGCUGGACUAUAUUAGCAAAGAAAAUAAGGGCUAUUUUGAUGAAGACAGCAUGGAUGACUUCAUAGCUUCAGAUUCGGAAGAAACUUCAAUGAGCUUAAGUUCUGAUGAUUAUGCAAAGAAAAAAAAAUCCAAGGGGAAAAAGGUGAAGAAAGAGUCUAGCUCAAGUGGAAGUGGCAGUGAUAAUGAUGUUGAAGUCAUUAAAGUCUGGAAUUCAAGAUCUCGUGGAGGUGGAGAAGGAAAUGCAGAAGAUCUUUCAAACAACCCGUCAUCGACAAAGUCAGAUGAAGGCAAAGCUACAUCCUCUUCCAAUCCUGGCAGCCCAGCACCAGAUUGGUACAAAGAUUUUGUCACUGAUGCAGAUGCCGAAGUGUUGGAACAUUCUGGGAAAAUGGUGCUUCUCUUUGAAAUCCUUCGAAUGGCAGAGGAGCUUGGAGACAAAGUCCUAGUGUUCAGCCAGUCCCUGAUAUCUCUGGAUUUGAUAGAAGAUUUCCUGGAGCUGGCUAACAGGGAGAAAACUGACAGAGAUAAGCCUCCUAUCUAUAAAGGAGAGGGAAAAUGGUUCAGGAACAUCGAUUACUAUCGCUUGGAUGGCUCAACUACAGCUCAGUCAAGAAAGAAAUGGGCUGAAGAAUUUAAUGAUGAAACUAAUGUGAGAGGCCGCUUGUUUAUUAUAUCCACUAAAGCAGGUUCCCUUGGAAUAAACCUGGUGGCUGCCAACAGAGUCAUCAUCUUUGAUGCCUCUUGGAACCCAUCCUACGACAUCCAGAGUAUUUUCAGGGUCUAUCGUUUUGGGCAGAACAAACCCGUGUUCGUGUACAGGUUUUUGGCUCAGGGCACCAUGGAGGACAAGAUCUACGACCGGCAGGUGACCAAGCAGUCGCUGUCCUUCCGCGUGGUCGACCAGCAGCAGGUGGAGCGUCACUUCACCAUGAACGAGCUCACGGAGCUCUACACCUUCGAGCCCGACCUGCUGGACGACCCCAACUCGGAAAAGAAGAAGAAGAGGGACACCCCCAUGCUGCCCAAAGACACAAUCCUGGCAGAGUUGCUUCAGAUCAACAAAGAGUAUAUAGUUGGAUAUCAUGAACAUGAUUCACUCCUGGACCAUAAGGAGGAGGAGGAACUCACUGAAGAAGAAAGGAAGGCAGCCUGGGCAGAAUAUGAAGCAGAGAAGAAGGGCAUCACUAUGCGUUUCAACAUGCCAACUGGGACCAAUAUGAUUCCCACGAAUUUCAACUCUCAGACAUAUAUUCCCUACAAUUUGGGGGCUCUGUCAGCCAUGAGUAACCAACAGCUGGAGGACCUUAUUAAUCAAGGAAGAGAGAAGGUUGUGGAAGCAACCAACAGUGUAGCUGCAGCAAGAAUUCAGCCCCUUGAAGACAUCAUUUCAACCAUAUGGAAAGAAAACGUAACCCUCACAGAGAGCCAAGUGCAGGCCCUGGCACUGAACAGGCAGGCGAGCCAGGAGCUGGAUGUCAAGCGCCGAGAAGCCAUUUACAACGACGUCCUUGGGAAACAGCAGAUGUUAAUCGGUUGUGUCCAGAGGAUCCUGAUGAACAGGCGGCUCCAGCACCAGUACAACCAGCAGCAGCAGCAGCAGAUGUCUUACCAGCAAGCAGCCAUGGGCCACCUCAUGAUGCCAAAGCCUCCAAAUUUAAUCAUGAAUCCUUCCAGCUACCAAGGGAUAGAUGUGAGAGGAAUGUAUCAGUCAAUGUCUGGUGGGAUGCAGCCACCACCCUUACAACGAGCACCACCCCCAAUGAGAGGCAAAAAUCCAGGGCCUUCCCAAGGGAAAUCAAUGUGAUUUUGCACUAAAAGCCUAAAGGAUUGUUAAAAUCAGAGAAAGAACUUUUAUUUUUUUAGGAAUCAAUGGCCUAACAGAACUCAACUGUAAAAAAAAAUAAAAUUAAAAAGAAUUGUUUGGUUGCUCCCCUUAAAUGCCAUGUUCCAUAUUAGUGUUUCAGCUUUGUUUAAAUUGGACAUGAUGUUUUCCCUGUUGUCAGUGAUGUUGCCUAGAAUCUUCUUACAUAUGUUGAGUACAGGAGAUAACAAGUUGUUUUCAGUGAAAACAAGUCCUCCCGUUACAGUAGCAUCUCCACAGGUUUCCUGUCUAAACUCCUACGAUUGCUUUUCAUGGCUGCAGAGCUUUGGGAAGCUUAGGAAGGACUGCAGGUCUGUAUGUUCAGUCUGACAUAUGUGAAUUGUAAACAGCUGAGUUCUUGAUUAGAGUUGAUUCCUCAAAUUAUGGAAUACUUUUCUGCUUACCCCUUUCUUUCUAUUAGUGGGAACGUUAUAACAGAAAUAGUCCAGUUUCCUUCUGACCGAGGUCUGAACUUGUGUGGAUCAUCUGUGCUGAAUGAAACAGGAACUGAAAAUACUCUCUGAAACAGAAUUGAGUGCAAUAUUCGUAAAUACUACUGCUCUGAACCUUCUGAGUCACAGAGACACUGUGCAUCCAGCCUUAACCACGGCUGGGGAAGGGCUGGCCUUCCCUGGUCUUCUGCCAUUUCUUAUUUUCAGUUCCAUGUGAUGGAAUAGCAGCUGAUGAUCUCAGAGUGGGAGAUGUUUUUCCUUCACACACUAAUGUCCUUGAUGCAGAGUCCCACACAAAGCACAUUUCUGGUAACUCCUUGGUGCUGGUGCUGCUGUCUCUCCCCAUUGCCGGCAAUGGGAGACGGGCCAACAACCUUCGAUUCCUGGUGUUGGGGGGUUCAAAUAGUGAUGGUGACCAGGGUCAAACCCUGUCAGAGAAACACCUUUCAUGUGGCACAACCAUUGCCCACUGGAAAUCAAUAGAGAAAGUGCUGUAGCAACUUCCAGAGCUGCCAGAACCGUGAAAUGAUUUUAUUAGCAGAGUUUUGGUUAUGCACUCCUCCCCACCCCUUCAUUGUGUGAAAACACGAGUUUGGACACAAGGAGCUUGGGUUUUUUUGUUCUCUUUCGUGGGGGGGAGUUUAAUGUAGGCCAGAGGUAAAUUUCUGGUUUCUUCUAUAUCAUUAACACUCUCUUUACCCCCACUUGUUGUGCUUGUGAAGAUCUCAUUAAAUACAAAUAGAGCUUUUCUUUGACUAGAGUUUGGUUGAUUCUUAACCCCCCCAAAACAAAAGUUUAUAAUCUGGGGGUAGAAGUCAGUGGCAGGAACGUUGGAGCGAUGGUGUGUGGAUGACAGAGGACUCUGGAGACGUUGGCUCCAGGUAGUGCUGGACUCUUCUGACUUACUGCCGUGAACUAAACUUGUUUUGGUUUCUGGAAAGUUUCUUGCAGGAGUUUGAGUUCUUGCCCUGAAUGGACAAGUGGGUUUUGCAUCUCAGUAUGCAGAUCUUACCCCAUGUUUCUGUUUGUGGUUGACACUUGGUGUGUGAGGUGGACAGAGGUUGGUUGGUCUGGUGCAAACCCAGCUGACAAGUUGCUGUCUUGGACUCUUUGAUUACAAGAUAAUACAAAAACCCCUCAGUGUGUUCUAGUGCUUUGCCAGGUCUACAAUUAACUCUGAUUUGGGGGGAGGGAGGAAAAAGAGACGUGUCUGCACUAGAAGAAACAAACUGUGAGACUUUGAGACAAACAUUUGAAGGCAAAUGAACUCUGGGCAACUCUCACCGAUUUUCCUACGUGAAUAAGAGAAGUACUUUCUACCAAACCUGGGACUGUUGAAUGGAGUUUUACAGUAACUCAAAGACUUAAAUGUGGAAGUUUUAGGCAACAUUGAAAGGCACAUUUUAUUUCAUUCUGGACAAACCCAUGGAUAACAGAAGACUAAUGCAUAAGAAGGAAUCUGAGAUAAGCAUUGGAAUUAAACCUGGACCACUUUGCGUACGUGUUUCUCACUCGACAUUUUAGCUGCAUAACAAUGUGCUUUGAGUAUAACAUCAGGCUUUAACCAGUACUUAAAGACAGAACAUACAUCAGUAAGAUAAUAAAAGGCUCAUUUUUAUAUUUGUUUUAGAUGUUUUAACUAGAUAAAAUGGCUUAAGAUGAUGAAUAAAAAUGUUGCUUGUAAUACAGUUUUGCCUGCUAAAUUAUCCACAUUUUGUAACCUGUUUAUUCCUUUGGAUGUAAAGCGUUUUUGCUUAGUAUCGUGAUAUUGUAUAUGUUUUGUCCCAGUUGUAUAGUAAUGUUUCAGUCCAUCAACCAGCUUUGGCUGCUGAAAUCAUACAGCUGUGAAGACUUGCCUUUGUUUCUAUUAGAUGGCUUUUCAGUUCUGUAUUAAAUAUCUUAAGUACUAUAGACAAGGUGUCCCCUCUUCCUAUAAGGCUGUUUUGUAAUAUAUAUAAGGACUGGAAAUGUGUUUUUAAAGAGAAGAAGCAUUCAAGUAUGACAAUAUACUAUCUGUGUUUUCACCAUUCAAAGUGCUGUUUUAGUAGUUGAAACUUAAACUAUUUAAUAUCUCAUUUAAUAAAGUGACCAAAAUACACGAA
Messenger RNA from Neopelma chrysocephalum (saffron-crested tyrant-manakin), 9990 nucleotides. RefSeq names its product ATRX, chromatin remodeler (gene ATRX). Gene Ontology annotation, molecular function: ATP binding; ATP-dependent chromatin remodeler activity. The record is from RefSeq and is a predicted model, not a curated record. Lineage: Eukaryota; Metazoa; Chordata; Aves; Passeriformes; Pipridae. The transcript has 35 exons. Bases 90 to 7379 code for a protein of 2429 amino acids.